AUGAAGACAAUUGUGCGUUCGGGUUUGAGAAGCCCGAAAUGGUUCGAGGCUCUGGCAAUCGUUGUGGCACCGAAUGGAGAGAGGCCGCAUCUUGAUGAGUGCGUCGCUCGAAUGGUAACCAUAGGUGCUGGAGGGGACGAAGUUCUCCAAUUGGUGGUUCUGGGCCGGCCCGGUGACCGUUUGACACAGGAGUGUCCUUUGGAGUCCGAAUGCCCACUCGAGUUUGCCGGCCUUUUCGAGUGGUCCAGAAGGAUGUUAGUUUACCACGAGGCGAAUGAGCCGCCCAAAUCAAUUGCGGCGUCCAAGUACAUCGAGGGUAUGUUUGCGGACGCCUUGAAGAUGCACCUUCAGUACUCGGGCGCGUCUGCCACCGAUGAAGUAUGGCUGGAAAUCUUCAACAGGAGGCUUUCGCAGGAGCAUUCCGUGAACGUCGAACCAAGGACCUUUCGCUAUGACGACGUCGAAUGCGAGAUGGAGCUAGAAGUGCUAUGUGCCAGAAUGCUGACGCCAGCAGAGCGGGACCAGCUCCGGCCGCAGGUGCCGGAAGACUGGUGGCCUGUCAUCAACAAGUCUGUUUUCGCGGACGAGUAUUCGGACGAGUAUUCGGACGGGUAUCCUGAUGCGGUCUACCCUGGUGGCUGUCAACACUGGUCAUGGAAGAUGAAGUUGGGUACGGGUCUUGCUGUUAGCGGUGUCAUCGGGGGUGCCAUCUGGGCUGGCUUGCACUGGGGGCUGCCGAAGUCCGAUCAGGGCCCUUCGACGUUGAGUGACGGCACCACUUCCCAAUCUACCUUAAAUGACGGCACCACUUCCCAAUCUACUCUGAACUACGACGCAAGUUCCCAAUCGACGUUGAACUACGCCACAACUACCCAAUCAACGCCGAACUCCCAUUCUGCUUCCGAAUUGGCGGGGCGCCACGAGACACUUUCCGAGUCGACGCUGGCCUCCUUGCAACUCGCAGAAGACGUUUGCAAGCGUACAUUCGAAGCCACGUCGAAGCAGAUGGAACCGGCGAGCAGCAAUAGAUGGAUACGGCCAAGCCCGUGCGGCUCCUAUGGUGGCCGAUUGAUUUGCACUUGGCAUAACAAGGCCCCCAGUUGUCACUCCUUUGGCCUUCCCACCAUGUUCGAUUUCACUGCCGUCGGGGAGGCCAUCUGGUACCACCUCAUGCCUGGUAUGUGUGCGGUCGACUGCAACACCAAGCAGGGCAGCGAAAAUCUCGUACUACAGGAAAUCGGAAGGGAGCUGGCCACCGCCACGGUGGGCAGAAAUGUGAGUAACUUAACACCCGGAGAGUUAGUGAGAACCGGGAGGGACGUCCGAAACCUACUCAAACAAGAUAGCUUCUGCUCGCCAGUGGGCAUCAGCAGCGGGUUCUCCUUUGAUCGGUUCGAGGAAGGAAGGCCAAACUGCAACUGCAUCCUUGGAAUUCUCCGAUGCCAUGCGCAAGACGUGGCAGGUAAGGCUGUUAGUUGUGACAGCCUGAUUGGCUUCAACACGGAUGCAGCAAAGUUGUUCAAACAUGCCGCCCUAAUCGUGCGACCGCCCGACCAGAUCCGACGGGGCCUGUGCGACUUCGAAUGCAAGAUUUAUGACCCUAAGGCCGAGGAGACACUACACGAUGGCAUGCUUUCCGAGUCGAGGCUGGGUACCUUGCGAACCGCAGAAAACAUUUGCAAGGUUGCAUUCAAUACCACGGUUGAUCGAAUUGAGCCGGUGAGUAACAAUAGCUGGAUACGACCAAGUCAGUGCGAGGCCAGUGGCCGAUUGGUGUGCACCCAGAAGGACCAACAGAACCCGGCCCCCUUUUGUCACUCCUUCGGCCUUCCCACCAAGUACGAUUACGCUGCCGUCGGUCAGGCAAUCGAGCACUACCUCAUGCCAGGUAAGUGUGCGGUUGAUUGCGAUACACGGAGUCAUAGCGAUGAUCUUCUACUACAGAGAAUGGCAACGGAGCUAGGUGCCACUAUUCUGGGCAUCGACGUAACUACCCUUGAACCCAAAGAGUUGCAGAACGUGGGGAAGCGAGUUAAAGACAGCCUCAAACAGGACGAAUCGUGCUCAGAGUCCUGUAUCAACGACCAGUGUUCAUUGGAUCACUUCGGAACGGAUAAAUCAAACUGCAAUUGUACCCUAGGACAUAUCCAGUGCAAGAUGUACAUUACCGGAAGUGAGGCUUCCGGUUUGGAUGUGCUGGCUGACUUUUAUACGAAUGCAGCCAAACUGUUCAAACGGGCCACUCUAGCAUCGCAAUCAAGCCCUGCAAUCCAAAAAGACCGUUGCGACUUCCAGUGUAUGAUUCCAAAAUAA
This is a messenger RNA of Gregarina niphandrodes, 2313 nucleotides long. RefSeq lists its product as hypothetical. NCBI's taxonomy places the organism in Eukaryota, Apicomplexa, Conoidasida, Eugregarinorida, Gregarinidae. The record is from RefSeq and is a predicted model, not a curated record. The coding region runs from base 1 to 2313 and encodes 770 amino acids. The transcript has a single exon.